CACUGGCCUCACUUCUCUCCGCGCAGCCCUCCUGGUGGGCUUUGUCGCUCUUCGGAGCACUCUGCGCCAUAAGCAGGGCUGAACUGGCUGGGAUUCUCAUCAGCAUACUACCAGUCCUUUGGAUGCGAAUGGGCACGCGCAAAGUCCUUCUGGCGUCCUCGGUCAGCAUCUCCUUCCUACUGAUCGCUGUGCUGCUAGACACGUACCUCUGGGACAGAGCCUUCGUGACGAUCGAGGCAGGAAAAGGCCUGCUUUGGGCCGAACUUGAGGCUGUGCUAUUUAAUGUGGUUGAGGGGAAAAGCUCGGGCUGGGGCGUCUCUCCAUGGCACUAUUACGUCACACGCUUCCUGCCACGCCUGCUCACUGGAGCUAUUCCUUUACUCGCCAUUGGUUCUUACCGAAUUUUCGCUUUGACCAAAGCGCGGAUCGGCCUCUCGAGAGAGACUGGGCUUCUUGCGAGCACGACCAUCCCGGCUUCGUUGCUUUGUCUCUACGUCAGUGGAGCGCACAUCGGGUUGUUAUCUUGUUUAGGCCACAAAGAAGCAAGGUUCAUUGCCUAUACCAUCCCACUCUUGGUGCACGCUGCCAGUGUUGGUCUUCUACAUCUUGUGCAGGGCGCCGGCACUCCUCGUCGGCGUCGGUGGGUGUCACAUUUCUUUGCGCUGUCCUGCCUUGCCGGGUGUGCUGCCUCGAGCGCUUUGGGCUUGGCAGCUAGUCAUGGCAACUACCCUGGUGGAGAAGCAAUGCUCACCCUGCAUCGCUCAGUGCAGCAAGACAAUGUCCACGUUCAUAUCAGCGUACCAGCCGCCAUGACCGGCGUCACGCUCUUCUCGUCCAUCCAUCUGCAUCGACAAUUGUCAGGAUCAUGGCGCUUCCAAAGCGCAACCGGCGUCUCAUCUCCGAUACCUCCCUCACCAAGCAACUUGACGUGGGUCUACGACAAGAGCGAAAGUCUGAAUAGUCUUUCAAGCGCGGAAGAAUGGGACUCGGCCGCUUCCCAAAGAGGCAUCACGCAUCUGCUGGCCGAUCGGCCGUGCGUUGAGCACGGACCGAUGUGGACCUUGCUGGAAGGCUCCGAGGCUUUUCCAGAGUACGCAGGGCUGCGGAUCAAGAGACCAAAGCUGAAUCGUGGUGGAUGGGCAAUGAAUCAGCUGCUUGCUCUGCUGCCAGUCGAGCUUAAGUGGAGGGACGCGAUCUGGAUUUGCGAAAGGAAAGGUUGGAGGACGACGCAGAAGGUAGAGUCUGCUUGAGCAUUUGAAAGCUACUGUGGGCAACCUGCUCUGCUUGCUCGGCUGCAACUUCGUCCCUCUUGCACUUUGCCACUGCAUGCAUUAUGUUAUCGCAACUACGAAGGGGCGUGCGCUUCAUAGGCUACACGUUCGGUCUUGUGCUUCAAGGAUUUGUGUUCCUCGGGCUGCUGAAAGCCAGGGACGGGUGCGUCAGAGCGGGUCCCUCUGACCAGAAAAGACGGCAAGUCCUUCAUCCUCCGAGGUGAACUCGACAUCCGCUCCUAUAGAAAAAUUGAAGACGUUUCCAGCUUUGGCGUGAUGUGUUAUGCCUGUGGUCUUGUCCUUGACGAUGAUGGAGCCAGAGAUGACGUAUUUGAGCUCGUUGUACUGCGUCGCCACGAAUGGUGAAGAAAAUUCAGAACUUUGAGUCGCACAAAUCUUGUGCAGCACGAACGAAAUUGGGCAACGAAGAACAUCGCAAAGGCGGGAAAGGGAA
Ceraceosorus guamensis is the source of this 1725-nucleotide messenger RNA. RefSeq lists its product as hypothetical. The record is from RefSeq and is a predicted model, not a curated record. Gene Ontology annotation, cellular component: endoplasmic reticulum membrane. Gene Ontology annotation, biological process: protein N-linked glycosylation. The transcript has 4 exons. NCBI's taxonomy places the organism in Eukaryota, Fungi, Basidiomycota, Exobasidiomycetes, Ceraceosorales, Ceraceosoraceae. The coding region runs from base 123 to 1250 and encodes 375 amino acids. Gene Ontology annotation, molecular function: alpha-1,6-mannosyltransferase activity.